AUGGUUUUCAAAAUAGGUGAUAUGGUUUACCAAAUACACCUAUAUGGUAAUGCACAACACCAUCUUAAUGUCCAACAUGUUACUGAUAGGACAGUCAUAAUUUCUGUAAAAAGAAAGGACCAUAAAGAAGAAACAGUCUUCAAUCCUUCUUUUCUUCUAAUAUGUCAAGCACAGGAAAAUCAGGAAGUCCAGAUGUCUGAAACAGAGACAGACAUAGGGAAAGUUAGAACACAGAGCUUUGAAAAUGAUCAGAGAACUACUUCCGUGUUGUUGAAGGAAGAACAUCAGCUAGCAAAUAAAGAUGACAAAUCUAUGAAAAGUAUUGUUCUCAGCUCAGUAUCGGAAUUUAGCAUCACAGAUGUGCCAUCCAAAGACACCAGGAGUGACAGAAAACUCUCGGACUCUACUACAUCUUCAUUAUCAUCACUCCAGAAAUGUGAAACACAAUUCAGCUACCUCGAAGAUGCUGCAUCAGGCCACGAAAGAGACAAUAGUGAUGAAUGUGCCACACUCAUCCUGGCCUGCUUAUUCUGCCAGUUUUGGGAGUUUCUGUUCAUGUUGCCCGACGUCUGUGAAAACUGGCUGAUCGAUACCUGCUGCCCUUCCCAUAGAUACUACCCAAACAUCAAACGACACUUCAACAACGGUGACUGCAGCUGCAACUGUGACCUUGAUUGCAGCAUCCUUGAGACUUGUCAGGAAAGGGGAGAAUGUCUUGAACUGGCUCUGGAAAUCUCACAAGUCUGUUAUCACUAG
Messenger RNA from Thamnophis elegans (Western terrestrial garter snake), 756 nucleotides. It is a transcript of the gene MDFIC2, whose product is annotated as MyoD family inhibitor domain containing 2. The record is from RefSeq and is a predicted model, not a curated record. Lineage: Eukaryota; Metazoa; Chordata; Lepidosauria; Squamata; Natricidae.